Molecule: messenger RNA, 1833 nt
Organism: Cephus cinctus (wheat stem sawfly)
Lineage: Eukaryota; Metazoa; Arthropoda; Insecta; Hymenoptera; Cephidae
Product: tubulin alpha-1 chain
Exons: 4
Coding region: 241-1593 (450 amino acids)
Biological process (GO): microtubule cytoskeleton organization; mitotic cell cycle
Cellular component (GO): cytoplasm; microtubule
Molecular function (GO): structural constituent of cytoskeleton; GTP binding
Source: RefSeq, a predicted model, not a curated record
AACCCGAUCAAUACCAGAUAAUUACAGUUUACAGUCAGUGUCAAAAUCAACACCACGCAAAUGACUUGAACGUGUAAAACAUGAAUUUAAAAAAAAAUGACAAUAGCCGAUGUUCGCAACGCUCGCCAAUAAACAGAUUCCAUUAUUUCGUUGUUCAUUCGCCAACAAGAAGUUUACGGCUCGGCUCUUAGAAUCCUUUUAAUCUUAAAGUCUUAUCAAACUUAUAUCACCGACUAAGCAAUGCGUGAGUGUCUUUCAGUACACAUUGGCCAGGGUGGCGUUCAAAUUGGCAAUGCAUGCUGGGAGUUGUAUUGCCUUGAACAUGGAAUCCAGCCUGAUGGUCAGAUGCCAUCAGAUAAAACAGUCGGUGGUGGAGAUGACAGCUUCAACACCUUCUUCAGCGAAACCGGAGCAGGCAAACACGUACCAAGAGCCGUCUUCAUGGACCUGGAGCCCACCGUCGUCGACGAGGUGCGAACCGGAACCUAUCGCCAACUAUUUCAUCCAGAACAGUUAAUAACCGGAAAGGAAGAUGCGGCAAACAAUUACGCAAGGGGUCACUACACAGUAGGAAAGGAGAUAGUAGACCUGGUUCUGGAUCGUCUACGUAAACUAGCAGACCAGUGCACGGGACUCCAAGGAUUCCUGAUAUUCCACGCCUUCGGUGGCGGCACUGGUUCUGGGUUCACGUCCCUACUAAUGGAGCGCCUGUCCGUGGACUACGGGAAAAAAUCGAAGCUCGAAUUCGCGAUUUAUCCGUCACCUCAAAUUUGUACAGCGAUCGUCGAGCCUUACAAUUCGCUUCUGACGACUCACACGACCCUCGAACAUUCGGAUGCUGCGUUCAUGGUCGACAAUGAGGCUAUUUAUGAUAUCUGUCGACGCAAUCUGGACAUAGAACGUCCAACCUACACGAACCUCAAUCGAUUGAUCGGUCAAAUAGUUUCCUCUAUUACCGCAUCCUUGAGAUUUGACGGUGCACUCAAUGUCGAUCUGACUGAAUUCCAAACUAACCUGGUUCCUUAUCCGCGUAUUCAUUUUCCAUUAGCUACUUAUGCUCCUGUUAUCUCAGCGGAGAAAGCUUAUCACGAGCAGCUUACAGUUGCCGAAUUGACUAAUGCCUGUUUCGAACCAGCAAAUCAGAUGGUCAAGUGCGAUCCACGUCAUGGAAAAUAUAUGGCCUGUUGCAUGCUCUACAGAGGCGACGUCGUGCCUAAGGAUGUGAAUGCUGCUAUAGCCACAAUCAAAACUAAACGGACUAUUCAAUUUGUUGAUUGGUGUCCUACAGGGUUUAAGGUUGGCAUCAACUAUCAACCCCCAACUGUAGUGCCAGGCGGUGAUCUGGCCAAAGUGCAACGAGCGAUUUGCAUGCUGGCCAACACUACAGCUAUCGCUGAUGCGUGGACACGUCUGAAUCACAAAUUCGACGUGAUGUACUCAAAACGCGCCUUCGUUCAUUGGUACGUGGGUGAGGGAAUGGAGGAGGGAGAGUUUUCAGAGGCCAGAGAAGACCUGGCUGCUCUCGAAAAGGACUAUGAGGAAGUUGGCCUAGAUUCUGUCGAAGGGGAAGGGGAAGGUGGCGAGGAGUACUAGGACUAUUCUAGAAUUCGUUAUUUCUCUUGACGUCUCUCUGCUCCUAUAUUAAACUCGUAUCUAGAGCGUACACGAGGACUAAGUAAAUUGUUUUGAGAUGCAAUUUUGGAAUAGCAUUUAAUUGUGUGUUCAUUCCAAAAAUGUAUAAGUGACGAGUCUGAUUCGUUAUAUGCGUUAAUAUUGUAAAAUUUUAACGUGCUCCCACGUUAAUAAAAAAUUAUUUUCAAACGGAUGCACUGU